CGUAAACUCACUCUACAUCAACUUCAUUGACUACGAAAAGGCGUUUGAUAGCGUGGACAGAACAACAUUAUGGAAACUUCUUCGACACCACAGCGUGUCUCAGAAGAUAGUCAAUAUCAUACAGAACUCAUAUGAUGGAUUAAACUGCAAAAUCGUGCAUGGAGGGCAGUUGACAAAGUCGUUCGAAGUGAAGACCGGUAUCAGGCAAGUUUGCUUACUCUCACCCUUUCUAUUUUUCCUGUUGAUCGACUGGAUCAUGAAAACGUCAACAUCUAAAGGGAAGCACGGGAUACAAUGGACAUCUAGAAUGCAGUUGGACGAUCUGGACUUCGCAGAUGAUCUGGCCCUUCUAUCCCAAACGCAACAACAAAUGCAGAAGACAAACAGUGUGGCAGCAGCCUCAGCAGCAGUAGGUCUCAACAUACACAAAGGGAAAAGCAAGAUUCUCCGAUACAACACAGCAUGCACCAAUCCAAUUACAAUUGACGGAGAAGAUUUGGAAGAUGUAAAAACCUUUACAUAUUUGGGCAUCAUUGGUGAACAGGGUGGAUCUGAUGCAGAUGUGAAGGCGCGGAUCGGCAAAGCAAGAGCAGCAUAUUUACAAUUGAAGGACAUCUGGAACUCAAAACAACUGUCAACCAAAACCAAGGUCAGGAUUUUCAAUACAAAUGUCAAGACAGUUCUACUGUAUGGGGCGGAAACCUGGAGAACUACGAAAGCCAUCAUCCAGAAAAUAUAGGUGUUUAUUAACAGUUGUCUAUGCAAAAUACUUCGGAUUCGUUGGCCGGACACUGUUAGCUACAACGUACUGUGGGAGAGAACAAACCAGAUCCCAGCGGAG
This is a messenger RNA of Schistosoma intercalatum, 841 nucleotides long. The record is from the annotation of a GenBank genome assembly. NCBI's taxonomy places the organism in Eukaryota, Metazoa, Platyhelminthes, Trematoda, Strigeidida, Schistosomatidae.